AGUACAUAAAGUUAAAGCAUGCGACCUCUGAGGGUCCGAGAGUCGCAGGGCGACAAUAGCACAGACAGUUCCGGUUCCAUGCAGGAGCUCGACCAUUACCUGGAAUCCGCCACUAGUCGACUCUCGUUGCAUGGCGCCAAUGAGGAACGCCAAAGCUCCUCCACGCUGCGACGUUCGAAUCGCCAUACAAGACGCGCAGUAGAAGAUCAGGAGAAUCGCCCACCGGCAGCCAGGCUGCAGCAGAACUCCGGGGCAGGCGAAUCAGGAGCAGCAGCCCCAGCACCAAGACGAAGAAAACAGCGCGGACCCUUGAGCAGGGCCAACCAGAUGGAACGAGAGAUCAGACGCCUGCGGUCAUCUACUGAGCCAUUAAUACCCCGCCUUUCGUUCGCUCGAUUGGUGCGAGAGUUGAUGAUAAAGUGUAACAAUCCGCCGUUUAGGAUCACCGAGAGCGCAUUGGCAGCGCUGCAAGAGUCUUCGGAGCUCUAUUUGACGCAUCGCUUCGAGGACGCCUACAUGCUCACCCAUCAUCGCGGCCGUGUGACACUGGAGUUUAAGUUUGAUAUCUUAGCAAAGAUACAAGGAUAGCUAACAAGCGGACUGGCACCGUGAUUAUAACCAAAUACAUUUCCGAUUUUUGUUUAUACAUAUGUAUGUAUACAUUUUACCAUCGUUCUGUCCUUAUUAUCCAUCUUACUAAUAGUUUAAAAGUAUUUAAAAUUAGUUUGUAAGUGAAAUGAAUAUCAGUGAAGAAAUGUAACC
Molecule: messenger RNA, 762 nt
Organism: Drosophila serrata
Lineage: Eukaryota; Metazoa; Arthropoda; Insecta; Diptera; Drosophilidae
Gene: cid
Product: centromere identifier
Cellular component (GO): nucleosome
Molecular function (GO): structural constituent of chromatin; protein heterodimerization activity; DNA binding
Source: RefSeq, a predicted model, not a curated record